Molecule: messenger RNA, 804 nt
Organism: Lindgomyces ingoldianus
Lineage: Eukaryota; Fungi; Ascomycota; Dothideomycetes; Pleosporales; Lindgomycetaceae
Exons: 5
Coding region: 1-804 (267 amino acids)
Source: RefSeq, a predicted model, not a curated record
AUGGCUUCCGCAGCAGUUCUCAGCAACAUGGCCAUCCCUGGUCUUCACCAACCGCCUACAAUGGAUGAUAUGACCAAGUCUGGAGACAUCUACAAUACUCUCCCCGACGAUGCCGACCAACCUCAAGUGGCUGAGGUGUUUAUUUCAGGACUCAAGGCACUCAUCAAAGAGUUCAACGUCCAAAACAAGUUUGGCUUGCAUUUGGUCCAUGGUCACACCCGCCCAAUGAAGACUAACAAGCUUAACCACAAAGCCCUGCAUGGCUAUGUUUUCGUGCUGGAUGCCGACGGCGAGUUCCACCCCUACGAAUUCCGCCAAGGCCCACCACCGCCGAUGACCACCAACGACAAUGCCUUCAUCGUCGCUGUGCAGAACUACCUUAAGCUCAACGGUCUGGCGGGCAUCAUCGGUGUCGAGCUCCUCGACCAGGACUCACUCGGUAAGAACAUGAAGGAUUUCGUCCUCUCUAACACGGACGGCACCGUCAUGUUGCCUGCUGAUAACGUCAACCCCACGGAGAUAUAUCGAACCACAGGGUGGAAUGCGGUAGAAGGAAUCACCGACCUCAAGGGCAAUGAGUCGUCCCACGCGAAGACAGCCAAGGGAACUCACCAGGUCUUCACCGACGGAAAGGCAUUGCCGGACAUAGAAGAUGACCUUGAUGCCGAGGAGGUGAUCAUCGAAGCGCUGCGAGAGGCCGGCGCAAGGCGUUCAUGGGUCUUUGGCCUCCUCAAAGGCCGCGACAAGGACGAGAUGAAAGAGGCUACAGCCACAUGCUGGUCAGACGCGAUCAUAUCGCAUUGA